UGCAAUAAUAAGAUUAUAAAACUAAGCGAUAGCACAUUGUUUUAUAGAUGUCCUCCGCUUUCGGCCGUAUAUUGUGCAUGGAAUUCCUAUUAUUUCUCGAAAACGUGAUAAACCUAUGAGGAGAGGAAGGCAUUGCGCAGCUGUGGGGUAUCAAUUUUUUUUUUAAAUAUUCAAAAAUGUCUUGUGAGUGUAAGGAUCGACCUAAACGUAAAUAUUACCGUUAUUAUGAUACACCUGACGGCUGUGAUGUUUUCGACAAGAUUCUAGUAACGAGUCGAUACGGAGGUAUAGCUGGCUUGAUAUUGUCUACUUACGAUGUCUUAAUGUAUUCGCACGCUGUUGGCUUGGGGCCUAUUAUGAGACGGUAUGCCUACCACACAGUACCACUAGUCAUGAUGGGAGCAACCUUCGCAAGCGUUGCUAAUGGAGUUCAACUAUUACGAGGAAAAGAUGAUAUACUAAACUAUUUCAUCGGUGGGUUUGCUUGUGGGCCAAUUCUGGCGUACUAUUUAGGCAGCAAUCACGCAGUGUUAUUAGGAGGUCUAGGUCUUGGAGUCAUCGGCAUGAUUAAGAAGAAUGCAAUUGAAAAUAAUUACACUCUAGUACCUCAAGUCCCAGGACAUAUGGGAACAAUCCGUAGUUGGAAACAUGAUUAUACGUAUUUAGCAGACCCAAGGGAUAACAAUACUGAACCAUUCAAAGAUACCAACCGCCAGGGCAGCUAUUACACUCUCAAAUAUUCUCAGCGGCCCGGACUUCACAAACACCAACAACUCAUAACAAAACUAAACAAAGCUAGUCAACGACUCAGCACAUACUACGAAACCAAACGACAUACUCUCAAGUUCAGAAAAAUCUGCACAAUCUGCAUGACCAUCAACGAUAGCUUCACGACCGUGAACUAA
Nymphalis io (European peacock) is the source of this 905-nucleotide messenger RNA. RefSeq names its product NADH dehydrogenase [ubiquinone] 1 alpha subcomplex subunit 11-like. Bases 177 to 905 code for a protein of 242 amino acids. The transcript has 6 exons. Lineage: Eukaryota; Metazoa; Arthropoda; Insecta; Lepidoptera; Nymphalidae. The record is from RefSeq and is a predicted model, not a curated record. Gene Ontology annotation, biological process: mitochondrial respiratory chain complex I assembly.